AUGCGAGGUCAUGAUCUCAUCACCCAUGAUCCAGUUGUGCAGCGUUGGCCUGGCGUACCACUCAACCGCUGUUCCGAAAAUAUCCGCAAAGCCCUCAUUCAAAGCAUCUGCUUCGCCCCCGUUCAAUUGCCCCGUAUAUUGCACCACACCAUGUGUGAUCUCAUGACCGCACACAUCCAGGCCCGUCAUUUCGGUAAACCCCUGUGCCACGUCGCCAUCGCCGUAGGUCAUGCGUUGCCCGUCCCAGAAAGCAUUUACAAAAUCCACAUCAAAAUGUACAUAGCUCAGCAGCUUAUAGCCAUUGUCAUCGAUGCUGUUCCGGUUGAAGCUGCUAUGGUAAAAAUCGUAGGUCAUUUCCGCGCCCCAGUGAGCAUCGGUAGCAACCCGGUCGGGGUCAUGGUGUGA
This is a messenger RNA of Stylonychia lemnae, 405 nucleotides long. The record is from the annotation of a GenBank genome assembly. NCBI's taxonomy places the organism in Eukaryota, Ciliophora, Spirotrichea, Sporadotrichida, Oxytrichidae.